GUCGAACGGUCGACGGCGGACGACGGACGGCGCUCGUUUGACGACACCGACGCCAAAUAAGCGUUUCCCUCCAGUGUGGCGUCGACGCUCUCAUCUCAUUUGAGCAAUCGCGAAAGGCGAUUGGAAUAGUCACAUUUUUCUUUAUGUUCCGAUUUUUACUAAUUGAUUAUGUGCUUGAUUUGUUGAAAUUCUGUGUUAGUUUUGCUCGAUUUGUUUAUAGCCCUCGUUGAGGGCUGCAGUAUGAACUUCGCGAAUCAUCCAACAAUCGCUUUUGGUCCGUACAACCUGCAGAAAGAGGGGGAUGUGCAUGGCAAGGCCCAAUUAGUGCGACCGCCACCGCGAUGAGUACCGUGGGGGCGGGCGUUACGAGCCCUGGACAAGCGGUUGCGGCUCGGACGCCGACGGCCCCCAAACGACCCGUCCGUCGCGGCGGCAAAGCGCCCCCUGAUCGUCCGCAACGUGCCCUUUUUUGCCUCUAUUUGAAGAACCCAAUCAGAAAAUUAUGCAUUGACGUUGUAGAAUGGAAACCCUUCGAAUGGUUAAUUUUACUUACAAUAUUUGCGAAUUGUGUUGCCUUAGCUGUUUACACUCCUUUCCCCAAUACCGAUUCGAAUUCGACAAACGCGAUUUUGGAAAAGAUCGAGUAUAUCUUUUUAGUAAUUUUCACAACAGAAUGUGUAAUGAAAAUCCUCGCUUAUGGGUUUCUUAUGCAUCCAGGGGCGUAUCUACGGAAUGGUUGGAAUUUACUUGAUUUUACAAUUGUUGUUAUAGGAUUAAUUACUACGGUAUUACAAAAUCUCAGUAAGGAAACUUUCGAUGUGAAAGCUCUAAGAGCUUUUAGGGUACUUCGACCUUUACGACUCGUUUCUGGCGUACCAAGUUUACAAGUUGUAUUGAAUUCGAUUCUUCGUGCCAUGGUGCCUUUAUUGCAUAUAGCUCUGUUAGUACUAUUUGUUAUUAUAAUUUAUGCGAUUAUUGGCUUAGAAUUAUUCUCAGGAAAAAUGCAUAUGACUUGUUAUGACAAUGUUACAGGUAAAGCAAUGGAUGAACCGCACCCGUGCGGGACCGAUGAAGGCUUUGAUUGCGCACAACUUAAUAUGGUCUGUAGUGACCGCGGUUGGAAAGGACCAAACGAUGGCAUCACAAAUUUCGAUAAUUUCGGUCUUUCCAUGUUGACUGUAUUCCAAUGUAUUACCCUCGAGGGUUGGACUGACGUGCUUUACAAUAUACAAGAUGCGUCGGGCAGAACGUGGCAAUGGUUGUAUUUCGUGUCGAUGGUAAUUCUUGGAGCAUUUUUCGUGAUGAAUCUAAUUCUCGGUGUACUGAGUGGUGAGUUUUCAAAGGAAAGAGAAAAGGCGAAAGCCCGCGGAGAUUUUCAUAAGCUCAGAGAAAAGCAGCAGCUUGAGGAAGACCUGAGAGGUUACUUGGAUUGGAUUACUCAAGCUGAAGAUAUUGAACCAGAAGGAGAAGAUCAUCAGAACCAAGAUAACAGAAAUAUGACUCAAAAUGAAAUGGAAUCUACUGAUUACAUUGGCGAAGAAGAAGUGCAGCAGGAGUCAUGGUUUAAGAGGAAGAAAAAAGAUUUCGAUCGCGUUAACCGAAGGAUGCGAAGAGCUUGCAGGAAGGCCGUUAAAUCUCAAACUUUCUAUUGGCUCAUCAUUGUAUUAGUCUUUUUGAAUACCGGAGUUUUGGCUACGGAACAUUACAAGCAACCAGAAUGGUUAGAUAAAUUUCAAGAAUAUACUAAUAUGUUUUUUAUUGCUCUGUUUACGAUGGAAAUGUUGUUAAAGAUGUAUAGUCUAGGUUUUCAAGGAUAUUUUGUAUCGUUAUUUAAUAGAUUUGAUUGCUUUGUUGUAAUUGGUAGUAUUAUGGAAAUGAUUUUAACUAACACUCACGUUAUGCCUCAUUUGGGAAUAUCUGUGUUACGUUGUGUUAGAUUGUUAAGAGUGUUUAAGGUAACUAAGUACUGGCGAUCAUUAUCAAACCUAGUUGCAUCGUUGUUAAAUUCUAUUCAAUCGAUUGCGUCUCUUUUGCUUCUAUUAUUUCUGUUCAUCGUUAUAUUUGCUUUAUUGGGAAUGCAAGUUUUUGGUGGAAGAUUCAAUAAAGACACCGAGGAGAAAACCAGAUAUAAUUUCGAUAGUUUUUGGCAAAGUCUUCUUACCGUAUUCCAGAUAUUGACUGGUGAAGAUUGGAACGUUGUAAUGUAUGAAGGUAUAGCGGCUUACGGAGGCGUUGAGUCACCAGGCGUUCUGUCCUGUAUUUACUUCAUAAUUCUCUUCAUUUGCGGUAACUACAUUCUACUGAAUGUGUUCUUGGCCAUUGCUGUAGAUAAUUUAGCAGACGCCGAAUCUCUAUCGGCAAUCGAAAAAGAAGAGGAAGAAGGCGAAAGAAAAUCAAAAAGUCCUACACCACAAGAGGAGCUAGACGAAGAGCACAGUGUAGAAGAAGAAGAGACUGACGAUGGACAAUAUUCUGGAAGAUCGGAGCAUGACGAGGAGGCGGAAUCUCAAACGAAAAUUCCCGAAGAAGGAGAAUUCGAAGAUCAAAAUGAAGAUGGAGAUGAUGAGGCGGGCAACGAUGAUGGGGCGCAACCACGCCGCAUGUCUGAAAUAAAACAAAACACACAGACGUUGCCAAUACCGCCAGCGUCAUCUUUCUUCAUAUUUUCUCCUACGAACAGAUUUCGCGUCUUCUGCCAUUGGUUUUGCAAUCACAGUUAUUUUAGCAAUAUGAUUUUGGUCUGCAUUAUGGUAUCUUCAGCAUUAUUAGCAGUUGAGGACCCAAUAGAUACUAAUUCGGAAACAAAUAAGGUGCUGUCAAAAUUUGAUGUGUUUUUUACAAUAAUCUUUUCAAUUGAACUGAUGCUCAAAACCAUUGCUUAUGGAUGCAUCUUACACGACGGUGCCUUCUUACGUUCGGCCUUCAAUAUGUUGGAUUUACUAGUUGUUUGUGUGUCAUUAGUAUCUAUAUAUAAUAGUCAAGGCGCAAUGAAUGUGGUUAAGAUUUUAAGAGUACUGAGAGUUUUACGACCUUUAAGAGCAAUUAACAGGGCUAAAGGAUUGAAGUACGUAGUGAAAUGCGUGAUAGUAGCCAUUAAGACGAUCGGCAAUAUUAUGCUGGUCACCUACCUACUGCAGUUCAUGUUCGCUGUCAUAGGAGUGCAACUAUUCAAGGGAAAGUUCUCGCACUGCACCGACAGAUCCAAGAUGACUGCUGAAGACUGCAAUGGAACUUAUUUGGUGUAUGAAAAUGGGGACAUAAAUCGCCCAUCGAUGAGAGAAAGAAGAUGGGACCCGAAUAAAUUUCAUUUCGAUAACGUGCUAAAAGCAAUGUUGACUCUCUUUACUGUUUCGACAUUUGAAGGAUGGCCGACUUUGUUAUACGUUUCAAUAGACUCGAAUGAAGAAAAUAAAGGACCAAUUCAUAAUGCCCGCCCUAUAGUAGCAGCAUACUACAUAAUAUACAUUAUUAUAAUAGCUUUCUUUAUGGUUAAUAUAUUCGUCGGUUUCGUUAUCGUUACAUUCCAAAACGAAGGAGAGCAAGAAUACAAAAAUUGCGAAUUGGAUAAAAACCAGCGUAACUGUAUAGAAUUUGCACUCAAAGCUAAGCCAAUUCGUCGAUAUAUUCCGAAACAUCGUAUUCAAUACAAGGUUUGGUGGUUCGUUACAUCAAGACCGUUUGAAUAUGCAAUAUUUACUCUAAUCUUAACAAAUACAAUAACACUGGGCAUGAAAUUUCACCAUAAGCCAGAUGACUAUGCAAUGUAUGAAAAAGUUUUAGAUUAUCUUAAUAUGAUUUUUACGGCAGUUUUUGCUAUGGAAUUCGUUUUUAAAUUGGCUGCAUUCCGAGUUAAAAACUAUUUUGGAGAUGCUUGGAAUGUCUUCGAUUUCAUUAUAGUACUAGGUAGUUUCGUUGAUAUUGUAUAUCAAGAUGUUAACCCUGGAAAUAAAUUUAAACUGUCUGGUAACUUCUUCCGCCUAUUCCGUGUCAUGAGACUUAUUAAAUUAUUGAAUAGAGGAGAAGGUAUUAGAACACUUCUAUGGACAUUCCUAAAAUCAUUUCAAGCUCUCCCAUAUGUAGCUCUAUUAAUUGUAAUGCUAUUCUUCAUAUACGCUGUCAUUGGAAUGCAGAUGUUUGGAAAAAUUGAAAGCAAUGAUCUAGAAUCGUCUUCGUCCAUCACGAGGAACAAUAAUUUUGGAUCGUUUUUUCAAGCUGUACUGGUUCUGUUUCGAUCUGCUACAGGUGAAGCAUGGCAAGAAAUAAUGAUGGACUGUGCGGGCACACCAAUAGCUAAAUGUGACAGGAAACUAAAAAAACUAAGUAACUGUGGCUCAGUAGUAGCCUAUCCGUUUUUCAUUUCAUUCUAUGUAUUAUGUUCGUUCUUGAUUAUUAACUUAUUCGUAGCGGUCAUUAUGGAUAAUUUCGAUUAUUUGACACGAGAUUGGUCGAUUUUAGGACCACACCAUUUAGAUGAAUUCAUUAGAUUAUGGAGUGAAUACGAUCCUGACGCAAAAGGACGAAUCAAACACCUUGAUGUUGUAACGCUUCUUCGGAAGAUUUCACCACCACUCGGUUUCGGUAAACUCUGUCCUCAUCGCGUGGCUUGCAAACGGCUCGUUUCCAUGAACAUGCCACUGAACAGUGACGGAACGGUUCUCUUCAACGCCACGCUGUUCGCCGUUGUUCGGACAUCCUUGAGGAUAAAAACCGAUGGUCCCAACAUCGAUGAUUGCAACGCGGAACUUCGAGCGGUCAUCAAAAAAAUAUGGAAGCGGACCAGCCCGAAACUAUUGGACCAAGUUGUACCGCCACCAGGAGUGGACGAUGAAGUGACCGUGGGAAAAUUCUACGCCACGUUCCUUAUCCAGGAUUAUUUCAGACGCUUCAAGAAGCGAAAGGAGCAAGAAAUGAAAGAAGGCGAUAAAGAUAUUCACAAUACCGUGACUUUGCAAGCCGGCUUGAGAACCUUGCACGAAGCAGGACCCGAACUUAAACGCGCCAUUUCUGGAAAUCUGGACGAACUUAUUGAUGAUAACCCAGAACCUAUGCAUAGAAGAAACCAUUCCCUUUUUGGUAGCGUCUGGUCCUCUAUGAAACGUGGUCACACUUUCAACCGAGCAAAAUCCUUAAAACUAAACUCCACCCAAAUAAAAAUAACACCGGCUUCGAGUGUCGAUUACCUUCCGUACAAUUCGAUUAAAAAUGCCGUUACCGAGGGAAUGAAUCACAUAACAUCAAUGACUAAAAACGUGCAAAACCGGGUCAGCGUCAACUCAUUGAACAACCAGGAGAAUUUCAAAGACGAGGAAAUCCCGCUGAGAUCUCUUAAUAACAUACGUAAUGGGGAUGAUAAGAACACGUAUACAGUAAUCGAUCUUCAGGGUGACAAGACAGCGGAGUUGAUGCCUCCAACCCCACCGCCGCGCCGCGUCCGUCUGGGACUAGGGGGCGGUUGCAUGUCAGCCACAGUCACAGCCACAGCUACACCUACAUCCACUCCUACACUUUCGUCUGUACCUGCGCCUUCGGUGCCCGUAGCUGCGCAGCAAGCACCAAGCUUUAAUCGCAUUGCAAGCGGGCUGAAACUUGCGCAAGCGCAAGCUAUGGCCGUCGCAGGCUUCUUGCCAGAACCAGAGCCUUCGCUUGGUCUUGGUGAUUCGCCUCUUCCUCUCGGUAGACUUCACCCAUUCGUCUUUGAUUCCGAAGGAUAUAACCGGCAUGCGCCUUGUACUCUACUGAAUCACAGGGCUUCCUUCCACGGCAGAGGUGGAGUGAGAGGUAGAGAAGGAAGCGGUGAGGCAGCAAACGGACAUGUGGGCGCCGAACGAUUGAGCCACUCACUGCCAGGCAGUCCAGCGGACCGUAGAGCCGUUCCCUUCGAAGUAGUCGGUUCUGCGGAAAGCCUCGUCGGUCGCAUCCUAGCCGAGCAGGGCUUGGGUAAGUACUGCGAUCCGGACUUCGUGCGCUAUACCUCCAAGGAGAUGCAAGAAGCAUUGGACAUGACUCAAGAGGAGAUGGACCGCGCGGCCCACCAGAUCCUCCAGCAAGAGAAACUCAUACACCAUCCGUUGCAUCCGGCGCAGGCGCAGCAACAGCUGCAGUCGCAGCCGCAGCAGCACUCAUAGCAAUUUCCAAUUCGUAAUUUGUCAUUUGAGUGUCCAAUUACCUCCGCCACACUACCAAGUGCCUAAAUUUAUUUCUUCUGGUCCAAGGAAGACUUUAUAUAUUAAUUAAUAAGGUGUAGUUUUUUAACCCGGAUUAUUUUAUUCAUGGAAGGAUUGUUUCUCCAAUUGCAAAAUUACCUAAUGUACAGGGUGUGAAUUAUGAAAUGAACUGUCAUUAUAAUUUACCAUUUUCUAAUAUCAAAUGUGUCAAAAUAUGAAUAACAAUA
Molecule: messenger RNA, 6391 nt
Organism: Phyllotreta striolata
Lineage: Eukaryota; Metazoa; Arthropoda; Insecta; Coleoptera; Chrysomelidae
Source: the annotation of a GenBank genome assembly